UCGGCGAUUCCCAUUCUGCAGCUAAAAUCGCAACUCGCGUUGGGGGCUUCGCCUGAUUUUUUUUAUCCCAACCUUCCCCCCCACCCCACCCCCUCCCCCUCCAAAGCAGCAAACCAUCGCAAUAUUGUUUUUUUUAAUCUGUCUCUCUCUCUCUCACUGUGUCUUUACCUAUCUAUCUCACCCCCCUCCCACCCACCCCCCGUCCCUUUUUUGCUCAGAGCCUUACCUCCAUCACAUAGACUGUCAGUGCAGCAACAACCACCUACAAAAAAAAUUACUGAGCGACCACGAUGAAGCAGAGUGAGUGAGAGGGAGAGAGAGAGAGAGAAAAAGAGAGAGAGGGAGAGAGAGAGAAAGACAGAAGCAACAAUCAAACCGGCUGCGCAGAGUCCAUGAAGCUCAGACUUAAGAGAAAGGGGGAAAGCUCGUUUUUCACCGAUGGUUCUGCACUGUAGCAGAUUGGAGCCGGAACAGUUCUAACCUCUUCAUUUUGCAAAAAAAAAUCGCUAAAGUGUGGCAAAGUCUUCCUAAAUCCUAAUAGAGAGGGAGGGAGAAGAGAGAGAGAGAGAGUGACAUCCAACCAACCACCAGCAAAAAAAAACAAAAAAGGAAUCAAACUGGCUCUCUCCCCGUCUGCUCAGAAUAGUCUGAUUGCCGCAAUCGCAGGGGUCUGUCCUGGCGUUUGGAGAAGUGGGCAUCUUCAUACCAACUACAACAAAGCGAUGGCAUCCGAGUUGGCAAUCAGCAACGCCGACCUACCCAACAGUCCCCUUGCGAUGGAAUAUGUUAAUGACUUCGAUCUGAUGAAAUUCGAAGUCAAAAAGGAGCCGGUGGACUCGGAAGGCAAUCCGGGCAGUCACUGCAACCGCAUCGGGGGCUCGCUGUCUUCCACACCAAUGAGCACCCCGUGCAGUUCGGUGCCUCCGUCUCCCAGCUUCAGUGCCCCGAGCCCCGGAGAGCAGAAGGCGGCGCACCUGGAAGACUUUUACUGGAUGACCAACUAUCAGCAGCUGAACCCGGACGCCCUGAGCUUUACGCCGGAGGAUGCGGUGGAGGCCCUGAUCAGCAGCGCCCACCAGCAGAUGCAAGCCGGCUUCGAGAGUUACCGAAGCCAGCAGCAGCAGCAGCAGCAGCAGCAACAGUAUGCCCCGGCGGCUGGAGCGGGCUUGGCCGGCGAUGAGAUGCCUCCAGCCGGCGCUGUGGUGGCCCAUCACCACCAGCACCAUCACCACCACCACCACCACCACCAGGGGCACCAGCACCCAGCGGCGGCGGCGGCGGCAGCAGCAGCAGGAGGAGGAGUGGGCACCGCCGCUGCGGGCACCGGCGCCAUGCACCCGCACCUGCGGGCCGGCGAUGACCGCUUCUCGGAUGACCAGCUGGUCACCAUGUCGGUGAGGGAGCUGAACCGGCAGCUACGGGGCGUCAGCAAGGAGGAGGUGAUCCGGCUGAAGCAGAAGCGGCGGACCCUGAAGAACCGCGGCUACGCUCAGUCCUGUCGCUUCAAGCGGGUGCAGCAGCGGCACAUGCUGGAGAGCGAGAAGACGCAACUCCAGCAGCAAGUCGAACACUUAAAACAGGAGAUCAGCAGGCUGGUGCGGGAGAGGGACGCCUACAAGGAAAAGUACGAGAAACUGGUGACCAGCGGCUUCAGAGAAACCGGAUCGUCCAGUGACAAUCCUUCGUCUCCGGAAUUCUUCAUGCUUAACACAGCAAAUGAUGUCAAUGCAGCAGCAAAGAAUGGACAAUACAAUCUGAAAGAGGCUAAACAAAUGCUCAGUUACAGAAAACAUGAUGCCGGAAUGCUGAUCGCUUAGAUCGAAACUUUCCCUGCGGCUCUAGCGUCCGCCAUAAAGCACAAAACCUCAGAGAGAACAUAAAAGAUGACGCUAUGAGAAAGCCAACCAUCACAGCAAGCGUUCUCAAGACUCCUGUGGCUAGUUUAUAGUUUCUUCCUCUUCUUCCACCUUCGGUUUUUUUUUUAAAAAGCAGAGGACAGCAAUGAACAAAUGAAGACGACUACUCGUUCAGGUGUCUCUCACACACACACAGACACAUACACAUAUAUAAAUUUCUAUAUACAUAUAUAUAUUAAAAGUACGUACGCAUGAUGUUUGAAUAAAAGACAGUGGCAGUAUUUAACAGAAAACAAACCCCACAAAAUGACAAGAUGCUGGCAUUACUUUCAAAAUAAACUGAGCAAAGAAAAACUUUUUUUUAAAAACUGUGUACGUCGGCAAAACAGUCUUAAAUCUGCAAAUGGAGACCUUGUUAAGACAAUAACUGACCCUUCCUGAUCUCAAUCCCACAGUCGCUGAUGGCACCCUGUGUACAUAGUUAGGCUUCUCUGAUAUAUGCACAUAACUCAACAGUGCUUCCGAUUCUCACAGUCAUUAUGAUUGACCUUAGAUUACGGGUAGUCACACAAAGCGAGAUUCUGAGACCACCCUUUUGGUCUACUGGAUUCCAAACAGGCUGAGAUAUACAAAACCUGGUCCAUCCAUCCUGCCAGACUUUACAUUACUAGUGUGUCACAUCGGAGAUGACUGCGGACUUUUAAAAGGAUUUACUUUUUUUUUUAAAAAAGUGUUAUUUUAAUCCCAACUAAAGGAAGAUUGGUGAAAAUCUACAGUCUGUUGGCAACAGUGGGUUCGCUGCAGGAUUUAGUCCGCUUAGUUAUUUGCUCUGGGCAUUAGGACCCCUCUCAGAGAAAAAAAGGACACUGUGGCACAUCAAAACUCAACCCCAUCUCAUAGCUUCACAUUUUAAACUCUAACCCAUUUCCUACAGCUGCGAAGGACUGUAUUUUAGGAUUAACAAAGUUGAACCCCACCUGCCUGGCUUCCUUAAGCCUUGUUCAUGGAGAUCAAAGCACAUUGUGUGAAUUUAUUCAUGGUCAGACUGGAGGCUAAAAACAGAAAAUGCUGGAAAUGCUCAGAAGAAUGAAUGCAGGACUGUAAGAGUUCUGAUGAAAAGUAAUCACCAUGAUGCAUUAACUGUUAACUUUCUGCUCAGACUUUGCCAAGCAUGCUGAGUGUUGCCAGCAUUUUAUGCUUUUCACUCAGAUAUCCUGCACAAUAUUCUGCGUCUGUCACAACGUGGGGGCAUCUGUACCUGGAUUUGAAAUUCAGACCAGGCCGAUGUGAUUGAGUCAUUUCAUAAAAUGUCUGGUCAAAUGGGGACGGGAUGAGAGGGUUUCAAGUAACAAGGGUUGCAGGUUCCAACAUCAGAGUCUCCCCACUAUUCAUUUGCAUCCACAACUGCUCAGAAGUUGUUUUUUCUCUCUGUCUUUAGUUCUAGAUGUGCCAUUAUGUGAACCAACACUUUGUUGCUUUAACAUUCUGAUACCCCGGUUUAUGGCACGGUAGGGGUAUUUGGAAUUAGAGAACAAAAAAGUGAAAUCCUGCACCCCAUGAUUACUGCGUCUCCAACUGGCCCUUCACACUACAGAAAGUACAGGUGGAUAUCUAAGUGACCAAUACUGUACAAUCCUUCCAGCUGGGAGGGAGUUGUGCAGUGAUGAGGAAAGCUUCUGCAGCCAAGUGAACAACUCACAAUGAGCAAUAAAGCAGAAACAUCUUUUUAAAUAAGCUAUGUUGAAGAUGGAACACAAAACAAAAACCUGCUACAUAAUCGCAGUAGUCCAAGAUUAAGGAAUUGCCUCCUUUGUGAUCAUUAACCCUUUGAGGAGGGUCUAAUAACAGCUUGCACCUACUUAUUAUAAAUAGAGGAUGUUAGUUUCUGUUGCCAUGCUAAUUAUUACAUAAUUAUUC
Molecule: messenger RNA, 3773 nt
Organism: Hemiscyllium ocellatum (epaulette shark)
Lineage: Eukaryota; Metazoa; Chordata; Chondrichthyes; Orectolobiformes; Hemiscylliidae
Gene: mafa
Product: MAF bZIP transcription factor a
Exons: 3
Coding region: 723-1817 (364 amino acids)
Biological process (GO): regulation of transcription by RNA polymerase II
Cellular component (GO): nucleus
Molecular function (GO): DNA-binding transcription factor activity, RNA polymerase II-specific; RNA polymerase II cis-regulatory region sequence-specific DNA binding
Source: RefSeq, a predicted model, not a curated record